AUGUCCGAAUUCAAGCAAGUGCUAGCGUCGAUGGCGUUGUUGAGCGUGUGGUGUGGAAGAUUUUUCGGAGAGAGCACUGCUUCAAGCGCAAUCCGCUACCAGAUGCAAGUGGAGGAAAUGAUGCGGGCGAAGGGCAACUCUGUGGUGGACAUGUUCGUGAUGGUGCAGGAGGUGGCGAUGACGGUGUCGUUGACGUCGGAGGUCAUGCCGGAGGCGGCGGUCGUGCUGCUGGCAGUGGCAGUGGCGCUAUACAAUGCCAAGUCCAGUCUGGCAAUGGUGGAAUUGAUACUGGUAGAUCUGUGGCUAGUAGCGGCGGCGGACGUGGUCGUGGUGACCGUGGUUGCCGUGGACGAGAUGCUCGUAGUCGUGGUGGUCGAGGCCGUGGUCGUAGCGUUGCAUCGCGAAGUGGAGACGAAUGUGAAGGUGAACAGAACGAUACUGGAGAUUCACGUGACGAACCUGGAGCUGUUGGAGAGCACCCUACUUCCGCUGGAUUAG
Phytophthora nicotianae INRA-310 is the source of this 498-nucleotide messenger RNA. RefSeq lists its product as hypothetical. Bases 1 to 498 code for a protein of 165 amino acids. The record is from RefSeq and is a predicted model, not a curated record. NCBI's taxonomy places the organism in Eukaryota, Oomycota, Peronosporomycetes, Peronosporales, Peronosporaceae. The transcript is spliced from 3 exons.